AUGAUUUCAUGUUCUUUGAUUUGGAUUAUCUUUUUCACAUGGCUGUCAACUCAGUUCCUGCUUGUCAUCAAGUGUUUCAAAAGCUGUGCCAAGAAACUGGAGAAAUACAAAAAAGCUAAUAAAAAGAAUAACUCGGUCGAAGUGAAAAACGAAAAGCCCGCCGAUAUUAAUUCAAAAGAAGUGGAGAGAGCCAAAGUGGACAUUGAAACGAUCCCACAGCCUAAUGACAAACGAACGAAUGAGAUACGGAAAUCGUUUGAAGGAAAACAUGAAAGCAAGAAGAUCGCAGUUACAAAACCUAAUGAUGAUAAAGCACCUAGCACGUUCAAAGAUAUAGAAGAUGACACGUUGCGAAACCUCCCAAGUUUAGUUUACGACGGGAACGAUACUUCGACUUCAUAA
Molecule: messenger RNA, 402 nt
Organism: Auanema sp. JU1783
Lineage: Eukaryota; Metazoa; Nematoda; Chromadorea; Rhabditida; Rhabditidae
Source: the annotation of a GenBank genome assembly